UUCUGUCAUUGUCAAAAUCAUUCCGUUCAGCAGCCGACCGACGAACACGAACUAAUUUACGCUUCAAAACAUUUUCAAUUAUCCACGUGCCAAGCAUUACUCGUUUUGUUUUGUCGGUAAUUGUUUACAAUCGAAAAAAAUUGUGUCUGUGCUGCAAAAAAAAAAAAACGCUCGAAAAAUCCCAACGAUGUAAGUUUUGCUAUGCAUUUCAUAAGGUUUUGUUGUGAAUCGAAAGUGUCAACUCUUCAGAAUUUUUUGCUGAAGAAAAAAGUCAACAAGGAAGUGAUUUUCCGAUCAAUUUUUUUUUUUCGAUAGUGGAAACAAAAUGUGCACAUUUUGAUAAAUUGUUAAUUUUUUGUUGUUCGGAAAGCAGUUUUUAAACCGAUAUUUUUUCAACAAAAUUUUUGAUAUUCAACAAAGCGCAUUGUUUUUGCAUAAGAAUUCGUCGUUUUGCACACGACAAUAAAACGACAUGAACUAAAGUCAUUGAAUACACAGUGUGUUUGUGAAAGUGUGAACCGACACAGGCCGUUUGUUUCUGUGCAACAGAUGUGCGAUAAGAGAGAGGCUCUGUUAGCGGGAAUCAUUAAUAUAUUCCAUUUGUGUACUCUGAUGAGAUAAGAGAAUUAACGGGAAAAAUGGAUAAUUCAACGGAGGAAUCUGCUUCACCGGCAAAAAAACAACGAGUUUUGUCGCCAGUCAAAUCUGAGCCAUCACCAGUGAAAACUGAACCGGGCGCUGAUGAAAAAUCUGCCGACAAAAAUGCUGACCAUUCAUCUGUUGCUGACUCAUCCAACACAUCCAUCGUUACACCCGACCAAAGUGCUGAGCACAACAAUGAAAUUGCCACUACUGCUUCAUCUCCUGUAAAAAAUGGUACGAAAAUCACCGAUUUGGACGAAAAAUGCUUGGCCGAACUCAUGAAGCGUCUUGACUUCUCCGAUUUGCUGAACGUUGCGAAUUCGACGAAAAAGUUAUGCGCUGGCGCUUGUGUGGUGUACAGCCAACGGUAUGCUGACAAAUUUGUGAAGUACAAUGGCGAUGCAAUCAGCACGAAAGUCCUAGAAAUUGAUGUAACCGACACCACAAUCGAAAUCAACGACGCUCGAUCGUGUUUGAAGAUGUUGCGCGGUUUUGGCACUCACAUAACAAGGCUGAGGCUGAAUUUCAACGGAAUCGGACCGCGACGAAGCCAUGCGAUCUCUCAAGCUGUCACAGAAUAUUGUCCGAAAACGUUGGUCGAACUCGAAUGGCUGGUGUGCCCGAAGAACGCAAUGGAAAAUUCCACCGAAAAGUUCACAAAAUUGGAAAGUCUACGCAUCGUCUCUGGUUACUUGGGCGAAAAAAUGACCUUGUUCACAUUUUUCUUCCCGAAUCUACGGCGUCUCGAGUUGACCAACGUUGAAGUCAGCGAUCGGAAAAGCAUUGAGCGAACUCUACACAGCGUAGUUCAUCUGAAAGUCAACAUUGAAAAGCGCAAAGGAAUGGAUUUCCUAAAGUCGAACGUGAAAGCUGCCCUGAACCUCAAUCCACAACUGACUAGCUUCAGCAUUGGCGCGAACUGUGACGUCAAACUGCUUGAUUACAUCAGCGAUCAAUUGCCAAAACUCGAAACAUUCGAAAUUUUGAAUCCACGGAAAAAGUUUUUCGACACCACAGAAGACCGUGUGUGCUUCCGAACGGUGAAAAAUUUCUCGCUGGACAUCGCCGAGUGCAAGGAUUCGUUCUCAAACAUCCCGUUCAGAUUCACACAGCUGAAACGGUUCAAGCUGAACGCUUGCUAUCGACAUCGCGACGAAUGGAUCGAUUUUGCUGCGCAAAAUCCACGAAUCACACAUUUGCAUCUGUUGAACUUUCACUGGUUCUACGUGCUGAACAAGGAGCAACUGAUCAAAAUCUCACAAUCGCUACCGAGGCUCACUGAUUUUGUUUUGGAUUGGCGCGUUUUUUCAACGGAAGCCGUGGCACAAUUUGUGGAACAGUGCGAUAAACUCAAGAAAAUGCGAUUGUCGAUGCGCACACGACCUGAACGAGCGGCAAUUUAUGCGGAAAUCGGCCAAGGAUGGGACAUUGACAUUGAUGAACAUUUCAUGACCAUGGAACGAAACAACAAUUAGUUUAAGAGAUAAUGUAGAUUAAGACCGUCUCACAUGGACAUUGACUAUAGUCGACAUCGAUAAAGAGCGGCAACGCUAUUACAGCAUUCUCUGAUAGGAAAUAAGUCAUUCUUUAAUAGGAAUGAUAGAUCGGCUGUAAAUGGCUUAUUGAGCCAACAAAGCAGGCAUUCAUUGAUCUUACCAAAAAGUUUAUUUUCUGUGUAUCGGAAAAGAGGAAAGCGGGAAUUUCAUAUGAUUUUCAUUGGAUACUAGAAAAUUUGGAAAUUUUACGCGGUUUUCAUCAAUUUCUAAAAAUUGUGAUCAUUUGUUUCCGUCAAAUUUUACAAUUCACAAUUUCCAAAGACAUUCGGAUUAUGUUAAUUGACAAGUUAUUUAAGACUAAAAAUCUCUCUUCAGUUUGAGUUUAGCCGCAAUAUAGAUUGAUUUUUUUGCAAUAUUUGGUGGGAUUUUUCCUAAUUUCGUGAAAGAAAGAAACCUCAUACAAAUAUUUACUCAACAAAUUCGAAUCAUUCGAAUCGAAUGGUUCAAUCAUUUUCAAAAAUAUGUGAAAUUUCUGAGAAAAAAAAUGAAAAAUGGGGAAAAAAUGCAACCGAAUGAAUUCAAUGGAAUUCGGACUUUAUUUUUUGAGCAAAAACGGAUUCAAUACCGUACCAAAAAAUUGUAGUUACAAAUCAAGUUAUUCAACUAAAUUUAGCUAGAUUUAGACAUCAUGAUAUUAAUUGCAAUAAAAAAUAUUUUUAGCACUACAUGGAAUGUAGUAUACAUGGAAUAUAGGCUAUUGGAAUUGUUUUAUUUUUUCACGAGAAAAUUUUAAGACUCUUUAGGCCACUUUUUUGGACCGAAAAUUAAUUCUUUUUUCUAUCCAAAGUUCUAAUUUGAAAUGAAGCAAUUACGCCUAAUUAAAAAAAUUACGUAUAUAACGUAAAAAAUUGUUUUUUAUUAUUUUUGUUUUCUUUAAAUAAGAAAGUGCCAAAAAUUGCAAUAAAUUUUCAUGCAAUUUAUGAAUCCAAGUAUUUUUCAAAGAAAUUUUUAUAUUUUUGAUGUGAAUAAAAUAAGAUUGUUUAAAUGAAAA
Messenger RNA from Sitodiplosis mosellana (orange wheat blossom midge), 3189 nucleotides. RefSeq lists its product as uncharacterized. The transcript has 4 exons. Bases 639 to 2117 code for a protein of 492 amino acids. Lineage: Eukaryota; Metazoa; Arthropoda; Insecta; Diptera; Cecidomyiidae. The record is from RefSeq and is a predicted model, not a curated record.